Carassius carassius (crucian carp) is the source of this 899-nucleotide messenger RNA. RefSeq names its product thioredoxin 2 (gene txn2). Bases 117 to 596 code for a protein of 159 amino acids. The record is from RefSeq and is a predicted model, not a curated record. Gene Ontology annotation, molecular function: protein-disulfide reductase activity; oxidoreductase activity, acting on a sulfur group of donors, disulfide as acceptor. The transcript is spliced from 4 exons. Lineage: Eukaryota; Metazoa; Chordata; Actinopteri; Cypriniformes; Cyprinidae. Gene Ontology annotation, cellular component: cytoplasm.
UAAAACCGAAGAAGAAGAAGUUCGUCUCCGCGCCGCGCGUGUCGCUGUGACGCAUCAGCAAGUCCUCGUGAGGGGAAGUGCGUCAGCGGUCCGUGUGACCAGAGGACUCAGAGCUCAUGAUGGCGUUCAGGCUCCUGGUUCGGAGGGUUUGUGGUGUUUCAGUCAGAGGUUUGCAGCGUGUGCCGCCCGGCGUCUCGUGCUCCUCUGGUCUGAAUGCGCCGCAGCCGUUCCUCUCGUUCCCGCGCCUCCUCCCUCUGUCCUCCUGCAGGAGCGUGUCCUUCAACGUGCAGGACCACGACGACUUCACCGAGAGAGUCAUCAACAGCCAGCUGCCCGUCCUCAUCGACUUCCACGCGCAGUGGUGCGGCCCCUGUAAAAUCCUCGGCCCGCGGCUGGAGAAGGCCAUCGCCAAACAGAAGGGUCGAGUCACUAUGGCUAAAGUGGACAUCGAUGAACACACAGACCUCGCCAUCGAGUACGGGGUGUCAGCAGUUCCCACGGUGAUCGCCAUGCGCGGCGGUGAUGUCAUUGACCAGUUCGUGGGCAUCAAAGACGAAGACCAGCUGGAUUCUUUUGUGGAGAAGCUGAUUGGAUAGUGAAGCUGUCAGUCACUGCCCCCUCUAGCCCCGCCCACCUCCCGCUGGAAAUUCCAUCACAUUUAAUUACAGACUCAGACAACUGCUUCCUGGAACGUCUUUGCUUCUCCAUCUCUCCCGCUUUCCUGAACUGUGUGUGUGUGUUGCUAUGUGUUUUUAGAGGUUUUGUGGCAGUGCAUCAUGUUUUUACAGUGGUAUAAAUGUAGUAAAGUGUUCUGGGACAUCCUGUAGCUGCUGUACUUUGCUUUGGAUGAUAACUGAAGGACGCAGAUCCUCGUACGCUCCCUCUCGCUCCUACUAAUG